AUGAACUGCUUCACUCUCUCGAGGUCGACGGCCCUCCGUUUGCGUCAAUCAGCUAUUCCACAACUAAAGCAAGCCUCGAGGGCCUUCAGCACCGUUCUCGACACCCCCACCAUCUCCGCCGAAACUCCAGCGAGCCCCUCAACCCGCUCAACACUACAAGAUGCCCUUACAGCAAACAGGCCGCGAACGAACUGGACAAAGGAAGAGAUAUCAGACAUCUAUAACACGCCGCUCAUGGAGCUGGCAUUCGUUGCCGGCACCCUCCACCGCCGCUUCCACAACCCCUCCUCAAUCCAAAUGUGCACCCUCAUGAACAUCAAAACCGGGGGCUGCAGCGAAGACUGCUCCUACUGCGCGCAAUCCAGCCGCUACUCCACCGGGCUAAAAGCAACCAAACUCUCCUCCGUCGACUCCGUCCUCGAGGCCGCGCGCAUCGCCAAAUCGAACGGCUCCACCCGCUUCUGCAUGGGCGCCGCCUGGCGCGACAUGCGGGGCCGCAAGACCAACCUCAAGAACAUCAAGGCGAUGGUCGAGGGCGUGCGGGCACUGGACAUGGAGGCAUGCGUCACGCUCGGUAUGAUUGACGCUGCCCAGGCGCAGGAGCUGAAGGAGGCAGGGCUCACCGCUUAUAACCAUAAUGUCGAUACGAGUAGGGAGCACUAUCCGAGCGUUAUCACGACGAGGACGUAUGAUGAGAGGCUGGCGACGAUCGAGAAUGUGAGGCAGGCAGGCAUUCAUGUGUGUACGGGCGGCAUCUUGGGGCUGGGCGAGCUGGCCCGAGACCACGUGGGUCUGAUCCAUACUGUCGCGACCAUGCCCGCGCAUCCGGAGUCUUUCCCCGUGAACGCCCUGGUGCCGAUUAAGGGAACGCCGCUGGGAGACCGGUUGGCGGAAACCGGGAAGAUGCCCAUCGAGUUCGAUGCCGUGCUGCGGACCAUUGCGACGGCGCGGCUGGUGAUGCCCACUACUAUCAUCAGGAUUGCAGCGGGUAGGACGACAAUGAGCGAGGAGAAGCAGAUGCUGUGCUUCAUGGCGGGCGCGAAUGCGGUGUUUACUGGCGAGAAGAUGUUGACGACAGAGUGCAAUGGCUGGGAUCAGGACAGGGAGAUGUUUGAGAGGUGGGGGUUGAGGCCUAUGAAGUCGCACGAGGUGAGGCAGGGUAGGGUCGAGGAAGCAGAAGAGGUUGGUGAGGUGCCGGAGCCGGUGAUGACGAGGCCGAACACGCUUGAGAGGCUGCAGAAGAGUACGGCAACUGCUGCACUCUAG
Coniosporium apollinis CBS 100218 is the source of this 1266-nucleotide messenger RNA. RefSeq lists its product as uncharacterized. The record is from RefSeq and is a predicted model, not a curated record. Gene Ontology annotation, molecular function: biotin synthase activity; 2 iron, 2 sulfur cluster binding. Gene Ontology annotation, cellular component: mitochondrion. Lineage: Eukaryota; Fungi; Ascomycota; Dothideomycetes. The transcript is spliced from 2 exons. The coding region runs from base 1 to 1266 and encodes 421 amino acids. Gene Ontology annotation, biological process: biotin biosynthetic process.